AUGAACAACAACAAUAAUAGCAGGACAAGAGAAAGAGAUCAAAAGACAGAAGGAGGAGGAGGAUUUUGUCAGAAAUGUUUCACGGAAGGCCACUGGACAUAUCAAUGUAAAGGAGAGAAAGCUCCAUCAACAACCUACACCAAACGAUUGUCCCACACUGAAAAGUUGGAAAUGAUGAGGAAGGGAAUACCAAUUAAUGAACAAUUUGAUUUACCUCCAGAGAGUAAAAAACCAGCAGAAAUUAAUGAUGAAGAUGCCAUUUGGACUUGUAGUGAUAGUGAUAGUUAUUUAAAUCCUGAUUAUUCGAGUAGUAGUGGAGAUUCGAGUUAUUCCUCAUCAUCGAGUGAUGGUGGUGGUGCUUCAAUGAGCAAACGUUUGAAAAAGUUAAAGAAGAAGAGAAAGACGACAAAUUCUUCAUCAUCAUCGGAUUCAGCAUCAUCAUCAGAUUCGGAACAAGAACUAGUGAAGGAAACCAAGGUAGAGAAUACUGUAUUGGAUGAAUAUAAAAGAAGAUUAAAGGAAGAAAUUGAAAAACAUGAAGGAAAAUCAUUAGAAACAAUACAAAAAAAGGAAGAAUCUGCUAAGCCAUCAUCAUCGUCAUCAUCAAGUGUAAAUCGACAAGAGAGUAGCUCAUCUACAAAUAAGAGUAAAUUGGAAAAUGCACCAAAGGGAGGAGUAUUAAUGGCAGCUGAAAAGUUUUCAGAAGCCAAGAGAAAUAAUUCCAAUAAUGAUAGAAGAGGUGGAGCUUUUGAUAAUAGUAGGAGAAGAGAUUUUGAUAGAGGUGACAGAAGGGAUAAUAGAACUGAUAAGUAUGAUAGAGGUGACAGAAGGGAUGAUAGAAGAUUGAACGAUUCUAGAAGAUCACCAUCUUAUGAACCAAGAAGUGAUUCAAGAAGAUCACCAUCAUCUUAUGACAGAAGUGAUAGAGGAGAUAGCUAUUAUGGAAGAAAAAGAGAUUUUGAUGAAUAUAGAGGCAAGAAAAGUGGAGAAAAUGACAAACAGCCAGAAGGAAAAUCACAAGGAGCACCUCCUCCAAGAUCUUUGCAUUCUGAAUAUUUCCAUAUCAAUUGGAUUGCAAAUAGUCCAUCAAGAGAUCCAACACUCUCCCCAUACAAAACCAAUAAAAAGAUGAUCAAAUCCCUUCUAAAACUCAAACAUCACUCACCAUCUCGUUCCUUUUCCACUCAUCUCAAGAGUGUACUCCUUGUGAGUGCCACCGAUAAGGGAGGCGAAGGAUUCACACACAGCACACAAGGCCAUACAAGCAAUACCUCUCGUGAGUUAUCUUUCGAGGAGCAAUAUGCAGCAAAACAUGAUUAUGAAUUAUUGAAAAAACUUGCUGAUCUUUCACAUGAACAAUCGAAAAAGGUGGCAUCGAUCUUUGAUAAGAUUGACGAAAGUAAUCGAAUGAAUGCAGAUUUUCUCAAUUUGCAGCAAAAUAUCAAUCAAAUGAAAGGGAUUAUUGAUGACAGUUUGGCUAGUACUCGAGUUGCUAAUGUUGAUGUGAGCACACAACAGUCAAUUCCUGAACAAACACCAUGGAGAACAAGUCAACAACCUAAAACAAUUGAAAAUAUUGAGAAUGUGAGUGGAGCUACAAUGGGAACUGCCAAUGAUCAGAAUGCUCCCCAUCAAACCAAAUUUAUGGACAAGUCGUUUUAUCCUGACUUGACAAAUGAGCUUUAA
This is a messenger RNA of Naegleria gruberi, 1686 nucleotides long. RefSeq lists its product as uncharacterized. Bases 1 to 1686 code for a protein of 561 amino acids. The transcript is spliced from 2 exons. Lineage: Eukaryota; Heterolobosea; Eutetramitea; Acrasida; Naegleriidae. The record is from RefSeq and is a predicted model, not a curated record.